This is a messenger RNA of Chondrus crispus (carragheen), 1236 nucleotides long. Its product is annotated as FRagment of plastid 1-deoxy-D-xylulose 5-phosphate synthase. NCBI's taxonomy places the organism in Eukaryota, Rhodophyta, Florideophyceae, Gigartinales, Gigartinaceae. Gene Ontology annotation, biological process: terpenoid biosynthetic process. The record is from RefSeq and is a predicted model, not a curated record. Gene Ontology annotation, molecular function: 1-deoxy-D-xylulose-5-phosphate synthase activity. The coding region runs from base 1 to 1236 and encodes 411 amino acids. The transcript has a single exon.
AUGAUUGUCAUUCUUAACGAUAACGACCAAGUAUCUCUGCCCACAGGCACCAAAACGGUCGCCGGCGUUCGUCCGUCAGGUGCUCUCAGUGAUUAUACUUCUCGCCUCAUGUCAUCGAGGCCGUUCCAGGAUAUGAGAGGUAUGGCCAAAAGCUUCUCCAAGCUCUUCCCAGAGGAGAUCCAGGACGUCGCAGCGCAGUUUGACGAAUAUACGAGGGGCAUCAUGGCGCAGGGAGGUACGCUUUUCGAGGAGCUUGGUUUUUAUUAUGUUGGUCCCAUUGAUGGACACAAACUUGAUACCCUUGUUCCCGUACUCGAGAACGUCCGCGACAUGCCUGGCAACAAACCCGUCUUGAUCCAUGUCAAGACUGAAAAGGGCAAGGGAUACCCCCCCGCGGAGGCUUCCCUAGACAAAUACCACGGUGUCGCCCGUUUUGACGUCGGCACCAGGAAGCAGCAUAAGAGUGUCUCCCAGACCCCCAGCUAUACCUCCGUCUUUUCAAAAGCAUUGAUCGCUGAGGCCGAACAUGAUCGCAAGGUUGUCGCCAUUACAGCGGCCAUGCCCGGAGGCACUGGUUUAAAUAUUUUCGGGGAACGUUUUCUGAAGCGGUGCCACGAUGUCGGCAUUGCUGAGCAACCCGCAGUGACGAUGGCUGGAGGCAUGGCAUGCGAGGGAUACAAGCCGUUCUGUUGCAUCUACUCAACCUUCCUGCAACGAGGUUACGAUCAACUCAUUCACGACGUUUCCAUUCAAAAGUUGCCUGUACGAUUCAUUCUGGACCGCGCGGGACUCGUCGGAAACGACGGACCAACGCAUCAUGGCUCAUUUGAUCUUGCGUACAUUGGUUGCAUUCCUAACAUGAUAAUCAUGGCCCCCAGCGAUGAGUGUGAGCUACAAAAUAUGGUCGCCACAUCAUUGGCAAUUAACGAUAGCCCCUCUGUCGUGCGCUACCCUCGUGGAGUUGGGGUGGGUCUUGACGUUAUUAAUCAGAAGCUUGGUGGCAAGUAUGAUGUGAUGCCAGAAGGAGGUCAUGCGAUUGCGAUUGGCAAGGGUCGCAUCAUUCGCAACAAAGCUCCAAGCCCGAAGGAGGGUUCAGUCGCAAUUCUCAGUCUAGGAACCAGGCUCUUGGAGAGCGUGAAAGCAGCCGAAGCUUUGGAGGCGAACACCAUCCCUGUCACGGUCAAGGGUAGCGAGGGGUCGGGGGCAUGCGACUGUCUCUCUGUCGAAGCGAGGUGA